AGCUUCUUUUAAUGCUCAAAUUUUGGGUCCAUUUUGAGGCCGUUUUGUUUGCCUCAUGCGACACAGCCUCGGGCCGUUGAUGUCUCCGGUGUUGUUGAUGUUAAUACUGGCAGCGGGUUUGGCCACCGCACAACCAUCAUACUAUGAUGCAGGUGUCUCUGCAUGUGUACCUGGAGCCGGUUAUGACCAUUUCCCGUUUUGCAACACAUCCAUGCCUCUUGCGGAUCGUGUGCACGAUUUGAUUUCCCGCAUUCCAGAUGGUGUCAAGCCCAACUUGUUGACAGCUCGGGGGCACUUGAAGAGUCGAGGGAGACAAGCUUUGCCAGAGCUUGGAGUGCCCUCCUACUAUUGGGGGACUAAUUGCAUCCAUUCAUCCAUGUCGGCCAACUGCACCAAAGAUGGCCGAUGUUCUACUUCUUUUCCGUCUGGUCCCUCCUGGUCCGCUACCUUCGACCGCAAUGUCAUGCGUAGCAUGGCGGCCGUGGUGGGUAGGGAAACCCGCGCCUUCUUUAACCUUGGCAACUUCACGGACAAUGGACGGAAUGGCAUGGGUCUAGACUGUUGGGGUCCCGUGGCGAACAUCAAUCGAGAUCCACGCUGGGGACGCCACGGCGAAGGAGGGACUGAAGAUCCAUUUCUGAUGGGUCAGCUGGGAGUGGCGUGGACCAAAGGCCUCCAAGAGGGUGAAGAUCAACGCUACAUUCAGGUGGCAGUGACCAUCAAACACUUUGAUGCGAAUUCCUUGGAAGGUGGUGCUGCAGCGGAUCAAGGCUACGACCGGCAUAAUUUCAGCGCAAACAUCUCCAAGUACUUGCUUGCUGACUACUACUGGCCAGCCUUCAGGGCUUCCAUCAAGCUUGGCAAGGCUAAGGGCGUGAUGUGCAGCUACAACUCGGUUAAUGGAAUCCCGGUCUGCUUGGAUCCCUUGAUGAAAGCCGCUCGCGCCGCCUGGGGCUUCGACGGCUAUGUCACCAGCGACUCCGAUGCGGUCAGCGAUGCCUGGCGACGGCAUCACUAUGUGAAGUCGGCUGCGGAGGCCAGCUGUUUGGCACUGAAGCAUGGGCAAUGCGACAUUGACAGCGGCAACACCUACUAUGAUCAUCUUUUGGAAGGAGUGAAAGCAGGCCAUUGUUCCAUGGAAGACAUUAAUCGUGCACUGUUCAACACCUUGCGGCUCCGCUUUGAGCUGGGGCUCUUUGAUCCCAUCAAGGACCAGCCUUACUGGAUGCUGGGCCAAGGUGACAUUGGAACUGAUGAAGCCAAGGAGCUCAAUCUCAUUGCAGCGCUUGAAUCGCUGGUGUUGAUCAGCAACCCUGGAAUUUUGCCGCUCAAAGCAGGGCAGCGAUUGGCAGUCUUGGGACCCCAUGGCAAUGCCUCCAUGGAUUUGAUCCAAGUGGACACCGGCGUCGUGUGCCCUCCAAGUCCUUCUGCACAUGCAGGGGAAUGGCAGGCGGAGGCGGCCGAUGCUGGGCAGUUCUACUGCGUGAGGACACCAUACCAAGCCAUUCAGGAGACAAAUGGCAAAAAUGGGACGACCACCUAUGUCAGGGGCUGCGAUUUGUCCGAUGAACUUCCAGGAGGCUUCCAGCAAGCAUUGGCAGCAGCCAAGCUUGCGGACGUGGUCAUUCUGGGGCUUGGUAUAUCUGAACGCGAAACGCUGGACCCAAAGUUCAUGGAGAGAGAAGCGCACGACCGGGAUCGUAUAGACCUGCCUCCUGUGCAGCAGCAACUGGCCAAUUAUAUUAUUGCCUUGGGCAAACCCACUGUGAUAUUUCUGCUGAAUGGUGGCAUGGUGGCAGUGGAAGAUUUCAUGAACAAGAAGAAUGUGGCUUUGAUUGAGGCCGCGUUGAUUCGACCCAGCAUGCACCCUGUAAUCGCUCAUCAGACUAUAACAUAUCAUAUACGAUCAAUGUCGCUACAAUUCUACCGCUGCUGCUGCUUGGAUUGGGGGGUUGGUGACCUAUAUAAGUAUUCGCAUCCCGGACUGGAUUCAGAGGGAUCCUUUUGGCCCCGGGGGUCUUGGCCGGAGGCUUUCUAUCCUGGCAUGGAGGGUGCUAACGCCCUUGCGCAGUCCAUCUUCGGGAUAGCGAAUCGCUGGGGACGGAUGCCUUACACGGUGUACCACUCUAACUGGACGAAGCACAACUCCAUGCUGGACCAUGAUGUGACACAUCAGCGCACCUACAGAUACGGAGCGGAUGCAGUGGUACCGUUUGGUUUUGGUUUGUCCCUCAGCACCUUUCGUUUGGCCUUUGCUUCCGCACCUACCGCGACCUUGCCCUUAGCCUAUGGGAGCGAUGGGGCGGUGUUAGAGACGGUUGAGGUGGAGAUUCGCAACUUGGGGCCACUGGUAGGUGACGAAGUGGUCAUGGCCUACUUCCACCCCAAGAAGGUGGGCCUAACGAUGUACCCGACGAAGUCCCUCUUUGAUUUUCAACGGGUCAAGAAUCUCCAGCCUGCAGCGCGGAUAACGAUCUCCUUUACAAUCACUGAGAAUAGCAUUCUGCUGGCAACUCCCGGUGGUGAUCUGGUUAGAGCUCCUGGUGACUAUGUGCUAACAUUUGAGAACGGCGCAGGGGAGAUUUUGUCGAAGGAUCUCACCAUUCAUGGUGAGCAGGUUGUAGUUGAGCCCUUUCCUGGCAAAGUGUCUUCGGAGAUCUUUGUAUAAAGACGUGUCCAGAGAUGUCCAGAUGAUUGGCGCAAGAUUGACAUUUGACUUGCUCCAUGAUACUCUCGAGAAAAGUGCGAGGUGGCAAUGCAGAGCGGUGAGCAAAUUUUCUCGUCCAUGGUUUGCGCGCUGUUUAGGGCCAGCUCAGGGCACGGGCAAGGUUUGUGUCAGAUUUUUCCUGGUUCUAUCCAUCAGGAGUGUGCUGAAGAAUAUUGACAGCCCAGAAAUAUGAGCCCACACCGUUUGCGCAGAACAAUGAGGGUGCCCUUAGUUUUUGUCUUUUCGGGCAAAUCACAUUCUAUGUGACGCGCAUUUGUGAC
This is a messenger RNA of Durusdinium trenchii, 2988 nucleotides long. The record is from the annotation of a GenBank genome assembly. NCBI's taxonomy places the organism in Eukaryota, Dinophyceae, Suessiales, Symbiodiniaceae.